AAUUAGUGUAUUCUCAACAAAAAUUCAUUGGCAGAAUUUUUUUAGCUAUCAUUCUUGUACUGUGAGGGCUAAGGGAUUUUUGUUUCCUUUGCAGCAGACGAUAUCCAGCAUCAUUUCCUGUGUUUCCUUGAGCGUCGAUUCUCGCGAUAGACAUCGAUCGACGCAAAUUCUAUGUUUUGAGCGCAUUGGGAAUGUUCUGCGAGUUCCGGCACAUGUUUUUAAAUUCAAGCGCUAUGAAAAAUUCUGAUGUUAUCAGACCUUACAAAUUUCUAUUUUGUCUUCCACGAGUGCGUCGUCCCAACUAAUGCGUUUCCUCUUGCUGGAAAAAUGACAAUCAUAUCCAAAGCAUAGGCGCGAGCUCAGCUUCAGUGUAAUAAUGUAUUCAUUCAUCGACCAACUGCUCUGAUCAAUAUACAUUCUCUGGUCUCAAGUGCAGCAUAUGGUGCAAAGAUUAGAGGGUAAAAAGGACAGCGCUGUGCAAGUCACUUAAUUCAUCAACAACAGACAGUUUGUCUUUCCACAAGGAUUAUACUUCAGUUGGUACCUUGACACCGUUGCACAGUUUUCCCGUCAUCUGCGACCUGGAUAGAAUUUCAGGCUUCUUCAGAUCAAACUUAAUGUUUUCCAGACAAGCAUAAUGCCAUAAUGUUGGAAUCUGUUGUUGCCAACCUCCUCAACAAAUAUGUUGGGAAGUAUAUCCUUAAUAUCGAUUCCAGUAAUCUGAAUGUCAGCAUUUUCAAAGGAGGUGUAGAGUUAACAGAUCUCCAGCUAAGGCCAGAGGCCUUGGCUGAGCUUAAUCUUCCUAUUGAAGUGAAGGCAGGAUAUGUUGGUCAUCUAAAGCUGAACAUACCAUGGACCAACCUGUUCACAGCAGACAUAGACAUAGCCAUAGAAAAUGUCUAUGUUCUGGCUGGUCCAAUAACAGACCGCCAGUUUGACCCCGAACGGGAACGUCAGCUUCAAAAUGCUGUCAAACGGCAAUUGCUAGAGAGCAUUGAGAAUCCCAUGUUGCUGGAUGUGGCCAGAAAAGCUGAUGAAGACCCAUCUUUGACAGAGAAGCUUCUUCAAAAUCUCAUCAACAGAGUUCAGGUGUCUAUUCGCCAUAUCCACAUUCGAUAUGAGGACAUGGUGACAAACCCAGAUCAUCCAUUUGCCUGUGGAAUUAUGCUCAAGCAGGUCUUGCUUUGCUCUACGGACUCUAGGUGGGAACCAAGGGGUCGUGGUACUACACCUAACAUGCUGCACAAGCUUCUUAAACUUGAUGACCUGUCUGUCUACUGGAACCCUUACAUUCCAGAGCAGCACCUCCUGCGUUCUCGUCUCAACACUGAUGGCUGGAGAAACUUACUGAGGAUGUCUAUUGACUCCCACAGUAUAUUUGAAGAGGAGUUUGACUUCAUUGUUGAACCCGUGGCAGCUCAAGCUCGACUCAUCGUGUGCACAGAAAAUGGCUUUACUCUUCCAAGAGUGUUUGCAGAUUUUACUAUUGAGGAAAUAGAGGUGCUGCUGUCAAGACAGCAGUUUUUAAACUUGCUUACUCUUCAAGAGUCCUUCCAAAUGAUGCGCAUCAACCAACGAUAUCGAAAAUACCACCCUGCUGUGCCACUCAAAGUCAGCCCACGAUCAUGGUGGCUUUAUGCAUAUACUGCUGUUCUAGAAGAGAUUAUUCGCCCUUUCUCCUGGGAGAGAAUCAAAGAACACAGGACUUUAUACAAGAAGUAUAAAACGCUUUUCAAGAAGAGUUUAGAGAGUGGAGAGUCUGAGUCAACUCGCAGCAAACUGUGGGAACUAGAAGAGCAGCUUGAUGUCACAAACAUCAUCAUCGCCCGCCAGCAAGCUCGUCUGGAGCUGCUGGCAGAAGCCCCUGACAAGGCCAAAAAGAAAAGAAAGUCCUCAGGAUGGUUUAGCUCGUGGUUUGAAUCAGACAGCGAUGAAGACUUUGAGUUUGAUACAGAGUCCAAAGACUGGAUGAGCAAACUUACUGAAGAGGAACGACAGACAAUGUUCAAAGCCAUUGGCUAUGAUGAAAAUAGCAAUAUCUCUGGUUAUCCAAGAGAAUAUGUAGCUCACAAAGUACAGCUGAUACUCAAGAGCUGCUGUGUGUCCCUUGUCAACUACAGCAAGAAGAUCCUACAAGCGUCUGUCACACAUCUAAUCACUACCUGGGAAAACAGACCAGGUGGUGAUGCCUUCAGGUUGUCAUGUAACACAGAGAGUUUUUCAAUUGAAGGAGCAUCCAUAGAACAUGAACUGAUUCCUAUACUGACUUCAGACAUUGGCGUGUAUGCACCAUCAGUCAAUCAAGUGUUCACUGUGGACUUUGAAACAAAACCACUGUAUGUGGAGGCAGACUAUUCUCUAAACCUGAAUGUUCAGCCUGUGGAAAUCGUUUAUGAUGAGCAUUCUCUGUCUGAGGUAUCAGCCUUUUUUCAAGUUCCCCAUGGCAACCUUGAUUUGAGGUCAACAGCGGUCUCCACACUACAAGAAGUGGCAAAGUACAGUCGAGCUGGCUUGCAGCAUGCGAUUGAGCAGCACACGACUGUUCAUGUGGCACUUAAUAUGAGAUCUCCAUACAUUGUGAUUCCUGAGUUUGGAACACUGCACAGGGGAGGUAAUGUGCUCAUUGUUGACUUUGGAACACUGCGGAUUGAGAGUGAACUGCAGCCAAAGGAUGUGUCACUUGAGGAUGCAACUAUGUCAGAGAUAGAAUCUCGGCUGUAUGAUCAGUUCAACAUUUCAGUCAAGGAUGUCAAGGUCCUACUAGCUGAUUCUGGUGAUGACUGGCACACGGCACAGAUUCAGCCUAACUCUGAUUUCCAUGUGUUGCCUAGUGUACAGCUUCUUCUCACGUUCUUUAACACAGUCAAACCUGAUUACAAGCAGUUGCCGAAGCAGAAGUUUGAAGCGCGGGUGCCUUCUUUGGAGGUGAAUAUCUCAGAUAAGCGACUCUUAUUGCUGGCAUCCUUCCUGCGGAACUUCCCUGUGCCCUCUAGUACCAGCAUGGCCACCAUAGGUGAAGACAUGGUGGAUGGCUUCCCUCCACUUGCACCUGUCUUUACUUUUGAUUCAGUAGAGGCACAAAUGGACCCUGACACCAAAGCACUGAGAGAAAUAAGGAGACUAGUGUUGGGUCGGCCAUUGGUCAAUAGAGAUUCCUUAGUUGUCUCUCCAACCACUAAGGAUAAGGCUGCUACAAAUCGUCUGAGUACAGGUGAUGAUCAGUACCUGUCUUCCUCAGACCACUCUGAUGAAGAUUUAGAACAUCUUGGAGAAGAGCUGCACAUUAAGCCAGUGGAUGACAACUCUGCUCCAUCAAACACCAUCAAGGUGCUUCUGCGUAUGUCCCUCAAUGAGUUUGUGGUAAACAUGUCAAAGGUCAUGGAUAAGCAGGUUCGCCCUUACCUCAUGUUGCGUGUGGAUCGUCUUCGCAUUGACUCUGCCAUCACACAAUAUGGAUUUGCUUCUCAUGCCACCCUUGGGGGAAUACAGCUGGUGGACAAGAUCCAUGUUGGUGCAUCAGGUGAAUAUAUGGAAGUCCUGCGAACAGAACCUGACAACAAUCUGGUGUCUAUCAUGUACAGAAAAGUUGACCCUGAAUGCCCAGAUUUUGCUGCAGAGUAUGGAAGUAUGGAACAUGCAGCUAAGAUUCGCAUUUACUCCUUGACCAUCCUGCUUGACCAGGCAUCUCUCAUGUACCUUCAUGCAUUCAUCCAGGGCCUUGUGUCCAGUGUACAAAAUAUAGACAUGAAGACAAGCACCAGUUCUGUCAUCACAACAUCUGACCUCAGCACUAAAGAUCGCUCCUCCAUUACUGAGCGGCUGGCCUCUAUGAGUGAUGAAGUGGACAAACUCCCACCCCUGAGCACAAAGCUGAAUCUAACUGCUACAUUGGAGGAUGUGACAGUGCGUCUCUGUGACUCAGACAACAGUUUGGCCCAGAUUCAGAUCAGUGGCUUUGAGAGCAGUGUCUUGGUAAAAUCUUCUCACACCACAUUGAGAGCUCAGCUGCGGGACCUUUCUAUUCAGGAUUGUUCAGUUGGAGCUAUUUAUUCGAAGAUUCUGAUGAUAGAAGACGACAGCCUCUUUGACUUAAAGUGUAUCAAGUACACCAAGACAUCAGCUGCUCACCAUGACAAUAAGAGAAGUGGCAGCUCUGUGGAUUACAGUGUCCGGCUCAACGUGGGCCAUCUUCAGACUGUCUACCUGGGAAAAUUCUACUGGGAGCUUGUGAGAUUCUUUGAACCAUUUAUCAACCGCGAGAUGAAGGAUGCAGCAACACAUGCAGCGGUUGAGACUGUACACAAGAAGGUAGAGGAUAUUCAAACACAGAACCUCCGGAUUUCCAUGAAUAUCAAUUUACGGACACCAACCAUCCUGGUGCCACGGCACUCCAAAUCCAUUGACAUCCUGAUGCUGCAGCUAGGAAAUCUCAGCAUCCGUAACUUUUUUAACUUCACUAAUGUUCCACCAGACAUGCGGCAAGAAUGGAAUCAUAUCUACCUAAACUUAAGCAAGUUUCAAGUUCAAAGUGUGCGGCUGAACCUUGCCGAGGAUGUGUGUGAAGUACUUCAUACAGUGCUGGAGCCCAUCAGUUUCAAGGCAGAUCUACGGCUAGCAAUGAAGCCUGUCAAUUCUGAAACCAAGAUGGACAUCUCAGGGCAGCUGGAGAAAGUGAAGUUAAACAUACUCCAGAAAGACCUUCAGCUGUUCUUUGGACUGCUGACUGAAAACCUGAGUGAAGGGUCUCCUCCUUCCAGUCCUGGUCUCUAUGAAUCCCCCACCAUACAGAACCUGGAAUCACAAGCAGCUGAAGAAACAGUAUCAACACCUGCACUGGCAUCACGUCAUGACAGCAUUGAGUCAGAGCAGAAGACAACUACAAACAUAUUGCUGCGGCUUGAUGGUUUGUCAGCCAUAUUGUUUGAAGAGAGAGAAACAGAGGAUGGUACAUCUAACAAGACUAGCCUGUGUCUGUUUGACUUGGAGAAGCUUAACAUCAAUGCAGUCCUCCACAGCGAUGGUGAUCUCAAGGUCAAUUUCAGCCUUCAAUCACUCACCGCUGAUGACUCCCGGCUGGACAGUACUUUAGCUGUGCGCAGGAUCCUGUACUGUGCAAAAAAGGGAAAAACAUCUGAUGAAUUUCCUCUUGUGUCUCUUAUCUACAAAGUCAGCAGUGAUGGAAAUCAAAAAGCUGACCUGAUGGUAGAGAAGAUUCGAUUCAAUGUACACCUGCCAUACAUCAUGACUCUUGUUGACUUCUUUAUGGGGUCAGUGGACACUGGCACUUUGCCAGACAUGCCCGACAUGCCUGUAGCUCCUCACCCUAUUCAUGCCCCAGAUGGCAAUGCUGCUGCUUCCGCAUCCACAUCUUUCAGUGUCUACGGAUCGCUCAAACAGCCAGAGAUCGUCUUUUUUGCAGACCCCUCUUCACCUGAAAGCAGGGUCAUUGUGCUUUAUAGUGAUUUGGCAUUUGAGUAUCGGGCUGACACAGAGGAGCAGGUGAUGUGGGCCAAAGUUUCCAAUCUGCAUCUGGUCACGUCACAUGUCACAGUGACACCGGGGUUGACGCCUUCCUGCAGUAUGCUGAUGGCACCAUGUUCCCUGGAGCUGCGGCAGACAUACCGACUAGACAAAGGAGUGCGAGAUGUGACAGCCAGCUUGUCCAAAGUGCAGCUGUACCUGUCAGCAUCUGUAAUGGCAAUGGUCUGGGACAUGCUCAACAUGCUUCAGUUGGGAAGUAAACAGGAGGAAUCCAGUCCUAACAGCAAGUCGGUUCAGGAUGUGACCAACCUUUGGGGUGUGUCUUCCCUUAGUGGUGACAAAUGGCUGCGAGACAAACCUGACCAUGGAAGCAUGCGUGACAUGCUGAGGCCACCAGAGACUCCCAUCGAAGUGUUGAAGUUUGAUGUGAAGGAACUAUGUGUCUUCUUUGAGAUCAUCAAUCUUGAUUUGCAUACACCUAUUUUGUGUCUCAGGUCAUCACUAGAGGUGACUGUCAAAGACUGGUCAAAGAAGCUUCACCUGGAAUCAGAGUUUCACCUAGACAUGCUGUUUUACAACGAGCGGCUGAGCACGUGGGAACCUCUUAUAGAACCUGUCAUGGAGAAGGAAGGGGUGUACAGACCCUGGGAGGUCAUGAUCAAGGUCAUGAAAGCCAAGAGUUUCCCUGUAAUGUGUAUGUAUGAGGACCAUGAUCUUGACAUACCCGAUGGUCUGCAGUCAGAAGUUCAGGAGAUGAUGCACCGUGCUCGUAUUAAGUCAUCUAGUUCAGAAACUGACACUGAUUCAUCGUCAGACAUGACAGUCAUCCGACACAAGACACUCAGGCGCGUUCGACAUGCCAGUGACAGAAGUUAUGAUUCUUUGAGCCAUCACAGUAGUGUGCAAGGAGAGUCAGACUCUGAGCCCGAGGGCUUUAUUCAAAACAUCACCAACAAACUGGGCAGCAUUUUCUCCAGUGACAGCAGUGAUGCAGAUAUCAGUGAGGCUGAUGAUGCUGAUGAUAUUAUUGAUUCUUCCCUUGAAAAACCUGUCUUCCUUACCUCCCGAGGGCCAGUCGAUGUCACCACGGGUCUACAAGCUGCUGACACCGUUGAUGCUCCAUUUGAACAGGACGUUGAGGAUGAAGGGUGUGACAGCUGUCUCUACGUUAUGAUCGACUCCAUGGAUCGACUGCAACUCAACGUCACACCGCAGGGUAUUGCUGUUAUCCAGGAUGUGGUGGAGGCAUUGACAAAUCCAUCAUCCUCAGCAUUAUGUUCUGUCAGAGACAAACCCAGCUUUGAAAUUGAAAACAAGCUUGGAAUCCACACCUAUAUCACUUUGCAUCCAGAUGUAAAGGUUCAUGAUGACCGCAUGAAGAAUGUGACAGUGUAUAAGGCUGGUGAUGACAACACUGUACAUCCCGCAUCAUACGAGGAUGAUAUUGACAUUUUGCCUGAUGAGGAAGCCAUAUGCAAUGGAGACAACACCAAUGGACUGGGGUUUGUGAGGAAGACACUAGCAAAUGCUGGUCACACUCUCAUUAGUGCAGGGGCUUUUGUCUUUGAUGAUGAUGAUGAUUACUUGUCUGGUGAUCAGCUUAACACACACAGGUUCAAGUUACAGGUUGAUGGAUUUGAGCAGCUUCCAUCCAUUUUGCACAAGCAAGCAUGUAGACGAAUCAUUCCACUUGCACCUAGGAAGUCUGAAACAAAUAUCGAUAUAGAGAAUGGCACAAAAUACUGUGUAGUAGUAGACAUCGACAUGUGGCAUGGGCGAAAAGUUAUACGCAUCUUGUCUCCACUGCAGCUUGUGAAUAAGAUGACAAUGGCUGUGGAUGUGUACUGUAAGACAGAGGACUUAAAGCGAUUCCAGGCGACUCAGGGACUUGCUGGAACACAGGAGUUUUCUCGUCUGACCACUGUGAAUCCUCACGACACAUACACAUUGCCCCUCUUUGUAGCAUACCACUGUCCACUGUAUUUGAAGCCUGCAGAUCUAGACUACGAACUAACAUACAGCGCCAUCUGGUGGCAAGAGAUGCUACAGGGAAAGGAAAAGUCCAAGCACUUCCUCUGCUUGUCCACUCAGGAAGAAAAAAAGUCUUUCAACUUUCAGGUUCUAUGCAAGGAGGGGAAGCCCCUCAAACCUACCCAGCAGGUGCCCAAGACCAUUCCCUACUACACUAUAGCACUUCAUCCCCCAGUCAUUCUUCACAAUUAUCUCCCCUAUGAUCUGCAGUUUUCUCUUCAGGGUACAAGCAUGUCCAGUAGUUUGACUCAUGGGGAGAGCACUCCACUUUACACAGUUGACAUCAGCAGUACUUUCAAGCUUCUCUUUUCAUUAACAGACUAUCUAGGCCGUGACUGGACAGGUGUUAUGGAGAUAUCACCUGACCUUGAUGAGUUUAAGGCCAUUCCCAUGGAGACUGAGGUAGAUGAAGACAGUGCAAACAAGCAUCUCAGUCUCAGCAUUCAUGCCGACCAUAGUGCUGGCCUUGACCUCCAUAUCUAUGCCCCAUAUUGGGUCAUCAACAAAACACAGCUUCCUUUGCAACUGAGGGGCUCUAUGAGUGAUGCUGUGUUGGAAUGUGGCUCCAGUUUUAAUCCUGUUCUCUUCCGGUACAAGAAACAUAAGCGCAAAAAGGCAAAACUUCGUGUCUAUGACUCCAACUGGUCACAGUCUUUUUCCAUGGAUACCAUUGGCAGCAGUGGGGUAGUCAUUUGCAACAACAAAGAACGUCAAAGGAAAUAUAUGUUCAUGGUACAGAGCCAAAUGUCCAGGUUGAAGCUCACAAAAAUUGUGACAGUCCUGCCAUUUUUCUUGGUUGUGAACCAGUCAAGCCGCUCUCUCAGGUAUAUGGAGGAAAAUGAAAAUUCCGACCUUUGGCUUGACAUCCACAAAGGGGAGUGCCAACCCUUCUGGCCAAUGACAGAGACAUUCAACAUGUAUCUCAAGUAUGAAGGCAGCAACGUGACUUCUCAACAUUUUCCUAUCAAGACUCCCCACUCCACAGUGCUUCGUAUGGAUAAAGGGACGGCAAUGUGUGUAGAGGUGACAGGAGGCACAGACAGCCCAAUUACCAUUACAUUUUACAACUACACUUCUGGCGAUGCUCCUGUGAGAGUUGAAAAUCUGUGUGAAGAUGUCUUCAUUAAGAUACACCAAAAGAAUCAGAGUCAGGUGACGCUGUUAUCUCCCAGCCAGUGUGUGCUGUACACGUGGGAUGAGCCAUCAGCAGAGCGCACACUCAUGUGGAAUGUGUAUGGCCUCAAGAAGCCUAGUUAUCCAGCAUUCAUCACCAAAGAUGGGGCUGGAGAAGUGCGCCUCAGAGUGCAGUCCCUUAAAUCUACUGGAACUUUGGAUGUGACUGAUGCACCUGACCUUCCAGAGAGCAGCGGAGAAGAUGACAGCGGAGAUGAAAUCGAUGGACUGCUGUCAGGGGCAGACAAAUCACUAAUUGGUCGUACCCGCUCUGACAAGAUGGUCAUUUACUGGGUGUCAUUUCUUGAUGGCCUUCAGCGUGUCUUGCUGCUAACUCAAGAUGAGAGAAUUGCAUCAGCUGUGCGCAGAGUGAAUGAAGGAGAGUCAACUUCCUUUGCUGUUUUCCUGUCCCUGGAUGGGAUCCUAGUGUCUGUUAUCAACUCCGCCUACAAAGAAGUGGCUCUUUUUGGUAUUUGUUCUACACCUUCCAUCUGGGAAGUAGAAGUCAAUGGCCGCUGGAAGGUCUUGGACAUGGCAUUGGCAGCUUGGCUGGAGGAUCAGUGGCAGAACCAGAAACUUAAGGCCAGUCUUCAGGAGCAGAUUGAGGCGGACCUAAUCAAGAUGCAGAUGUCUAAGCCAUUUAUGGGGGCCUUGCGACGCACCUUCCACCCAGGUGUCUGGGUGCAGUACAGUGCCUCCAAGCAUCACACUGUUGUACAUGGCACAGUACAGAGGCUUCAGAUUGACAAUCAGCUGACUGAUGCAUACUUCCCAAGUGUUCUCUAUCCUGCUCCCCUGCCCAGCUAUGUCGUCAGAAAAAGAGGUCUCAAGCCAUUUAUUGAAUUUGCUUUGAUGCGCCGCACAGUCCCAGACUCAAACGUGGACACCGUCAGGUACCUGAAAGUGCUAGUCCAGGAGUUUAGCCUGCGCCUGGACAAAGGAUUCAUUCUGUCACUAGCUGACAUCUUUGCUAAUCUGCAAAAGAAUGAUCCAGAGAGCUGGCAACUUCACUCCGAUCUUCUGCUGGCCCAGCGUUCUCUCAUGGAGGCUGCUUCUAUCAUGGUGGCAUCCAGAACUCAGAAGACUUACUUUGAAUAUCUGCAUUUGUCCCCAUUAAAGCUGCGUGUUAGUUUUUCUCUGAGCGGCACACCCCAUGUGAUGAACAGCAGGCCAUCCACCAUUAGAUCCGACAUCAUUGACUUCUUCCUGACCUCUGUCGGUGCCACACUGACUGACAUCACUGAUGUGGAACUCAGGCUGGCAUACUUCCAGCAGAAAGGCGUCUUGCUGUCUGGGGGCCAGCUGUUGGCGCUGGUGCAGUCGCACUAUAUGCAGCAAGCUCUACAGCAGGCAUAUGUGCUCAUCCUAGGUCUGGAUGUGCUUGGAAAUCCCUAUGGCUUGGUGCGAGAUUUUACUCAAGGACUGGGUGACUUCUUCUAUGAACCGUUUUUGGGUUCCAUCCAGGGCUCAGAUGAGUUUGCACAAGGUCUUGCUCGGGGUGUUUACAGUCUGAUGGGGAAUACAGUUGGGGGAGCAGCAGGCUCUUUAUCAUCAAUGACUGGCUCUAUUGGCAAUGCCUUGGCCAUCCUUUCUUUUGACGAUGAUUACCAGAAGAGAAGACGCCGAGUACUGCAGCAACAACCACAGCAACUGCCCGCGAGCCUCAUGCAGGCCUGCCGCACACUGGUCAUGGGGGUGGGGCUAGGGUUCACAGGGCUUGUCCUUGACCCUGUGAAAGGUGUGCAUGAAGAUGGUGUGGAAGGUUUCUUCAAAGGUGUGGGCAAGGGCAUUUUGGGAUUGCUGACCAAGCCUGCAGGAGGUGUUGUUGACAUGGUCAGCAUGGCCUUUGAUGGUCUCAGGAGAGCUGCUGAGAUGGAGGGAGGACCUGCUGCUAAACUACGGUUAACUCGAUUUAUUGAUCCUAAUGUUGGUCUUCGUCCGUACUCUGAAUAUCGUGCUGCGGGCCAACAGCUGUUGCUGAGCUUGAAGAAAGGGGAGUUAAGCCAGCAGGACGUAUACUGGGCACAUGCUCCACUGAGCAAGGAGGAGAGAACUGAUAUACUGCUCAUCACUGACAAACAUGUCCUCAUGUUGGAGCGAUGCCGAUUCUGGGGUGGCUGGGAUGUUGAGUGGAGCAUUGAUGUAGAUGCUAUUUUAGGUGUUCCUGCAAUUCAUGAUGGCAAACUCAUUUUCAAAGUGAAACAGGAUGAGUCUGGACUGAACCUAUUCAUGGGAGGAGAGCAAGAGGUGUCCAGCACCUGUGCAGACAUCCUGAUUUGGAUCCAGAAGCAGAUAGAACUGCUACUAUCCCAGCAGCAUCAGAAGUUGUGAUUACCACAAGUCAGACAUUUUCCAGCAUCCAUAAACAGUCAGAGGGAGCUGUUUUUAUAACACUGCUGGGGAGGAUAAAGACUAGAUUUUAAAACCAUGCUACUGCUUUUGAACCCAUCCACAGAAUCAGUUGCAGACUCUAUCUGCGGUCAACUUAAUGAUUGUGUCCUGUUUGUGUGAAACAUCAGAAAAAAUCCUUUUGGUGUUUUGGUCAUGACAUAGUUUUAAAAAACUGACAUUAUAUACACACAGGACAUAUGACUGAGUGUGGCUAUGUCAUUUCCAGAAAUAGUGAGAGUGAGAGAAAGGACAAAAGAGAACAGGUGAAUUUCUGGUAUAAACUGCACACACAGCAGAGAAUAUUGUUUUUGUCCUUUAGCAUAAUGUUUUGAUCUAUAUAUACAAUAUAUAUGAAUCUUUAAAGGUCACUGUCAUGAACUGAAGCAGAAUGGACAUUAUUGUGAUCUAUAUACUAAAUUGUUAUUACUGUUGCUAUGUGUUCAGAUUGGCCUAGUCCUUCAAUAUAUUCAUUUUAUAACAGUGCUAGCCAGAAGAAAUGCUUUUUUUCUUUAUAUCUUAUUUCUUCCAACAUAAAUAAGCUAGAUAAAGGUGCACAGCACUUCUUCAGAAGUGCAGUUUCGACUUUUUUUGAAAUAAUCAGUCAUAUGGAUAAAGGAAUUUUUAGCUGACAACUUGUCCUAAAUUGCAUAAUCCUAGUCAGCCUUUCUUUUUAGAAAGCACUCAUCUGUGUGUUCCUUGUUGUCAUUGGAGAAAGUAGCAUAUGCAUUGUUAAUGGCUUUUCUUAUGUUUGAAAGAUACAAGGAUGCAUGUAUAUGUGUACAGUAUAAAAGAUUUGUUACAUUGCUUAUUUACACCAUGAAAUAAUAGCUUUGUGCUCCAUUUACAAGAGCUGUUUUGCUUUAAAACAAACUUUGGUGUCUAACUAAUGACAUGCAUUUUUAUGAACAGUGACUGCAGUUUGUAUAUUUUAGGUGAAAAGUUUGUAGACCAAAGGUUUGCCAUCAGGAGGAGUUGCUUAUUUUUUUCAAAACACUUUUUUUUCUCUUUUUCCUUGCUGGUGCACAAAUGAUAGCACCAGGCUUGACCAUGACAUUGUCCAUCUAUGGAGCUUUUUAUUUGUCGUUUUGUACAGUUUUGUUGUAGCAUUCGUGAUCUGAUUCAUAACAGGUGAGUUUUUUGCUCAAAAUACUUAAAGAGCUUCAUGCUCAGGUGUUCCAAUCAAGCCCAGCUGCCAAAUAUGACAGCUGGCAGGCAGGGUACAUGUGAUGAUAUCUUCAAGAUUGUCAUAUAUACCAGAUUGAAGCAGCAUUUUUUCCUUAAUGCAGCUUUCUAAAGCCAAACUCUUUAAGAAGAGAAUAAAUCCAUAUUUGUCCACCUGACCUCAGGCCUGGUAAAAGUCUCACCAAAGACAAAAAUGUAUUACAUAUACAGCAUGUUGAAAACUUGCACACCAUUCUUAUGUAAUACAUAUACUUAAUAGACAUUGCUUAAUUCCCCACAAAUUAAAAGACACCAAACACAUGGUACAGUUUUUUUGAUAAUUCAAGACCUACAGAACUUUUUAAAAAUUAAAAGAGCUAAAAUUAUGUAUCUUAUAAUUAAAUGUUGAUGAAAUAUUAAGGGCACCGUGCAAUAAAAUUGGUAGACCACAUAAUCUGUGGUCAUUGGCCCGAGAUGGUCCUGAAUUAUUUUGUUGCUUCUCUUCCCCCCAAAAAAAGUACUGUCAUGUUCUUUUUAUGAACUUAUCAUAAACAGUUAAUACCUUACAGUCACAGUCAGUCAAACCAGCUCCCCAGUUAACUUGUUUUAGCUUCCAUAUAGUCAUCUAAUCACAGCUGAGAGAUUUUUUGCUCGGGGGAAAAAAAAAGAGCAUGUGAUAUGAAACUAUAUCCUGUGUGCAAAACAUUUGUGGUACAUAAGACCAGGGUAAGGAGAGUGAAGUUCCUCAGUCUGGUGCUUAGGGCACUUGACUCUGAAGCACAAGUUUGCUGGACUGAGGCUUGUGGCUGGCAAGAGACCUAAUUUAUUAGAGAAGGUUUAGGAGGCCUUGUCAUGGGGAGCUCAUAUUUCAGCCCCUGUGACAUUUAUACCAUCUUUUUUUAAAGGAGUUCAGAAAGUUUUAGAACUUUAUUUUGCUUUUGAUAACUCUUGCCCCCAUUAUCUGAGAAAAAUUUCAUUUAGGACCAAAGCUGCACAGUACUAUUAUUUGUAUAUAGACACACAUUCUGUUACCACUCUUUUAGACAUUUUUCUACAAAAAUUUGCAUUUCAGUAAUCUUUCUUAUUUAAUGAGUGCCAUUAAUUUGAUAGUAAAUGAUGCAUUUGGAGUAUCAUUCACUCGGAAUUAUGCAAACAGCCUGGGUGUCUCACAAUUUUCUUAUAGUUAAGUCACAGGUGUGAACCCAAUAGGAACCUUAGUUCUUGAUCCUUUGAUGUUAAGGUUAGCAACUUUAUUUGUAAUGCUAAAUUUGAGGCUGUGUAAAUGUUCAGAAUGCACUGAUCUGUUAAGCUGCCAUGUGAAUGUUUAGUUGCAUUACCUAGGCUGUAUAAUAGGAAUCAUGUUUCUGCCACAAUCUUCCUGUCAGUGAUAGUCAUGUUGUUAAAAUUGUGUAACACUUUGUUCUGGCAGAGUUUUCCACAGCAGGCAUGUAGUUCAAGAUAGCAAUGCUUUUAAAAGCACACACUGCUGGUCGUUUAAAGCCUACAUUUUUAUAAUUUUUUAAUAAGUCAUUUGCAAAAUUCUAAAUUUACUAUUUACGUGUUUUUUUCCUUGUAUCUGUUAAUCUUUUAUAUUCCAUGUCAAAGCAUUUCAGUUUGUACCUUUUAAAGCUUUCUAAUGUUUUUGUUUAGUAAAAGUUUUAAUCUGCUCAGCCACAUUAAAUGCAAACUGAACAUGUACCUUGAUGUAUGGUACCCAGUCUUGAUGCGGAACCUGAAGUAUAAAUUUAAAAAAGAAAAUGCUGUUCUUAUAUAAGCCAUCUUUAACCACAUCAGUUUUCAAAACAAUACACACACGCACAUAAUAAUAAUUUGUUCCGAUUUUCUCCUUAAUUCAAAGAAACGUGAUCUCUUUUCUCAUGUAAAAGCUUAUGCUGUGAUACAAUCAAAAUGACAAGCUUGUGGCUGAUAAAUGAUAUUGUUAGCUUCUUUAGGACUAAUUUGUGCAUUUUGGUUUUCUUUGAGUACAUUCCAUUUGCAUUUCAAUUUUUUUCCAUUCUGUAUCUUUAUUAUUGCAUAAAUUGUACACUAUUUACAAGUCUGUUAAUAUGCCAUAUUUAUUUUUUCAACUCUGCCAAAGGCUCAUAUGAAUAUUCAUGUGUGAAAGCAUAGGUGAUAUAACAGCUCUGCAUUCUGAAAGAUGUAACUACAGAAAGCAUGUUUUGCCUGUAACAAUAUCUUGGCAAGAAACACUUUCUGCACAUUGUAAGUACUUUUGCACUACUGUGCCCUGUUCAUCAGGUAUUGGUCUGUGUAGGUGGAGUAAUAUUUGCAUGGGGAUAACGGGGCACUGCUGCUGUAGGGUUUGUUGACAUUGAUGUAAGAUUGAGUUAGUGACAUAUUUAUGGUAGGAAUUGCUGAAAGACUUGGGACCAAAAUACCCCAUAUUAUUUCUGCAUUCAACACAGUUCUCUUACAUGAACUUGUGAUGUGGGGGUCACAUGCUGUGUAGAAACCUACAUUCCCUGACUCAGCAGACCAUUUGAUGUUGUUGGUGUACCUUUAAUGUGGUCUGUCUUCUGAGACAAUAAUAAAACAGUGGAAAACUU
Molecule: messenger RNA, 14804 nt
Organism: Pomacea canaliculata
Lineage: Eukaryota; Metazoa; Mollusca; Gastropoda; Architaenioglossa; Ampullariidae
Product: vacuolar protein sorting-associated protein 13A-like
Exons: 84
Coding region: 646-11016 (3456 amino acids)
Biological process (GO): protein targeting to vacuole; protein retention in Golgi apparatus
Cellular component (GO): extrinsic component of membrane
Source: RefSeq, a predicted model, not a curated record